CUGCGAAAGGUGUUGCUCCUUCCUCCCCAGCUGAGUUCACACCAAUACUGAAGGACAACGUUUGCUUCAUUGUGGCGGCAGUCUUGGUCAACUCAGAGGGCCAAGUGUUGAUGAUGCAGGAAGCCAAGAGUUCCUGUGCUGGACAGUGGUAUCUCCCUGCAGGACGAAUGGAGCCUGGCGAAAGUAUUGUGGAGGCAGCAAAGAGAGAAGUAUUAGAGGAGACGGGACUAGAGGUUGACAUCACCACACUACUUAUGGUUGAGUCAGCGUCUGGGUCAUGGUUCAGAUUCGUUGUGACUGGCAGUGUCACAGGAGGAGAACUCAAGACUCCAGCAUGUGCAGACAAGGAAUCAUUGCAAGCCAAGUGGGUGGAGAACCUGGGGGAACUCAGUCUCCGUGGGAAUGACAUAUACCCACUGAUCCAGAGAGCGAAACAGUACUGGGAGAAUCAGGAGUCUUGGCACCCACUGGUUCUCCCUGUGACCAGACCCCACACACGAUUGCUAAUGAGACUGGUGAUUGCCAUUCGCAAGAGGGUCAAUAACCGUGUGUGUGUGUUGACGAGUGAUAAGACAGCAACCCAUCUUCCAGUAACCGAAAUCAAUCCAGUUCGCUCCCUUCACUCUACUUUGAGAAAAUAUAUGACUGAGAUUUUUGGGUCAGAUCUGCCCCCUCAUAGACCCCAAGGUGUCCUCAAUGUUGAACUACAAACAAGCUCGCCCAGAGGCAGCCAUGAUGGCCUGUGUAUCACAAUACUUGUCCCAAUACGCAAAGCACUGGAGGAAGUUCCGCUCAUAGACAAGUACUCUUGGGUAGAAUUGCCCAAACCACUUGGCGAAGACCUCCUUAACCGCAUGGGCAAGAACAUGAUCGUACCAUUGAAUGUGAUACGCUAUUGGGAAUCGUGUGCCUAAGUUGAAGUCAAGUAAGGGACGCUAGUGGAAGCCGAGACCAGCUAAUGUGUCCAGUUAGAGCACACAAGGGUUUAACACAUGAAACAUUGCUUAGAUAUUUGCCAUUCUCCAUUGCUUUGAUGUACAGGUUGAAUAGGAAGUUUCCUUUAUGGGUUGAGAUAUUUUUUUGAUGUUGAAAAUGUUUUUUGUUUUAUUAUAUAUAUUUUUUAUUGUUAUUGUUUCUUAAAGCCUGUAAGAUUUCAGGAUUUAUAGAAUAUCUAUCUUUUGUUUUAUUCCUUUUUUUUUAAAUCUGAGUGAGUAUAUUACAGAACUAUUGUUUUAUCUCGCACUUUAAGAUAUAGCAUUGAACUGCAAUGGAGUUUUGGCAAUAUCAAAGGGAUUUAUUCAUAUGCCUGUUUAAAUAUGAAAAGCCAGUAUUGCCAUCACCAAUAUGAAACAUUAUAGUUAGUUCUAUCUGUACUAUUUAUUCAAGUGCAAUAAGUUUACUAGUUAGGUAACAUUUUUUUAAAAUCUUAAAAUAUAUACUUGAUGAAUUCUUGAUUUAAGUCUACCUUCCAUACUUAGCCUUUUUUCUCAACAUACAAUAACUAAGGAGAAUUGUUUUCCCCAUUUAAUUUCAGUUUAUUCUUACAGCUGACUCUUAAUACUUUUGAGAAAUGAACUUUAACUGGCAUUUUAACAGGUUCUCUUGCACUCUUUAACUCAAUAACGCCGGGUAAAGAAAUUUGGCAUGUGGACAUGAUAGCAAGGAUGUUAGCGUGUAUCAACAGCUUCCCCUGCUUGGUUCAUUUGGUAGUUUGUGGGCAAUGAUGCCGCUGCUGUUGGAGAAAAACAAGCUCCAUCCAAUGAGCCAACUUUGCAGGAAUGGUUGUGAUAUGAUGCUACCUGCUACUUUGUCCACAACAGCCAUGGCAUGUAUGUACAUGCCACCCGGCGUCAUGGGGUUAACAUCUGGUCUUUGCUCUUACUUUCAUAUAAGAACGUUCACCAUUUCAUACUAGCUUCGGGGUGUAUCAUUAUUUCCCUUACUUGACUUCUCUUAAAUGAAAAAGGUGAUUUCUUUUCAGGGAUUCAAUGAAAAUAUGCUGUCUUACUUUUUUUUUUUCAAACUCUUGAGAUUUUGUUUCUGAUCUUUUUUUUCUUCUUUUUUUUUUAAUGUAUAUCUCUCUGGAUUACAUGUGGCAUCUAGAGCAUGUAUUGACAGAAAAGUCCAAAUUUCUAGUGUAUUUUCCAGGGAUUUUGUUGGGCUCAAUUUUGUGAAUUCUCAGAGCACUCCACAGAAUUUCAUUACUUUCUGUGCGUAUCUUGUUACCUUUUUUUUUAUUUCAUACUUGGUUUGGUUUUCUUACAAAGGAAUGAUACAUUGUGGUGAGACUGGUAUCACAGUUGGUUAUCGGGUAGUGGAUUUGAUCUUCCGUGAUUAUAAUCUAUCUUGAAACUGUGUGAAUUUUUAGUUUCAUUUCUCUUUUUUAUCAGCUUGGUACAUUCUAUUCUCAUUAUCUUUGCUCUUCAGUAAUUUACUGAAAAAUGUUUGUUAAGAUAGAUUUUUGUUAAUUCCUUUUUUGAUAACUAUUUAGACCUGUUGUAUCUAUGCAUCCUCUUCCCUGGAAACAAUUUAGCAGCAAGAAUGUUGGAUAAUGUAUAUGUAUAUUUAUAUGCAUAUAUAUCUUUAAUAGGCCUACUAACUUAGAUUAAUGGUAAGGAAAGAAUUUGGUACAACAUAACUGUAGUAGAAGUUUGGACAUGAUAUUAUGUAUAGGUUGCUAUCAGUCCCAUGGAAUGUUAUAUAACUAUUCAUGUAUAUUAUUAAGACUUAAGUUUUCUGUAGAUUUCAUAGAUACUGUUUCCAUUUUUAUAAUAAUUUAUAUAUUUUUCAGUUUCUUUUUUGAUGUUUCACUUCAUUUUUUAAAAAUUGAAUAAAGUUUAUUUUUAUAUCUUUACUGAAUUACAUAGUAUAUACUAUAUGGUAACUUUUAUCUAAAAAAAUGUGAUUUAUGAUUAAAAAUAUUUU
Penaeus vannamei (Pacific white shrimp) is the source of this 2925-nucleotide messenger RNA. The record is from RefSeq and is a predicted model, not a curated record. NCBI's taxonomy places the organism in Eukaryota, Metazoa, Arthropoda, Malacostraca, Decapoda, Penaeidae.